Molecule: messenger RNA, 1206 nt
Organism: Beta vulgaris subsp. vulgaris (sugar beet)
Lineage: Eukaryota; Viridiplantae; Streptophyta; Magnoliopsida; Caryophyllales; Amaranthaceae
Exons: 5
Coding region: 1-1206 (401 amino acids)
Source: RefSeq, a predicted model, not a curated record
AUGCCUGAAAAUACACAACCUACACUUAGGAGCACUGGAGGAGAUGGUAUAAGGAGGAAGAAGAACGUUCCAGUGAUAGUGGAUGAGGAGUCUGGUGAUUUGGAGGGUGAUGACUCCACUGAUGGGACCUACUGUGAGCCGGGUGAGGGAGAGACUGAUGAUGAUGAUGAUCUUUGGAUGAGUGAGUUUGUGGUUGAGGAUGAGAUUGAAGUUGAGGAGGAUGAGAUUGAAGUUGAGGAUUGUUGUCUUUACAAGACAUUUGAGGACUGUCUUGAUGGUAGUACUACCUUGAAUAGAGUGUAUCAAAAUGGAAGUUGGAGGAUACAUGCCUCUGUGAUUGCUGAUAACAUUAUUUGGGCAAUCAAGACAUUGAAGGGGAACCAUAAGGCAUGUGGGAGAUUAGAGGAGAAUCCUAUGAUGGCAGAUCGAUCUGUGAAAUAUCCUUUGGGUAUUCUAAAGGAUGUACCUGUUAGAGUUGGAAAAUUCUACAUUCAUGUAGAUUUUGGUGUACUUGAUAUGGAAGAAGAUAGUCAAAUUCCCAUUAUUUUAGGUAGACCUUUUCUAUGUACUUCAGGUGUUGUUAUUGAUGUAAAAUCUAGCUCUCUGAGUUUAAGUGUUGGUGAUGAUACUGUUACUUUUAAGCUAACCAAUGAUAUCCAGUCUCCUAUGCUUGAGCACACAUGUUGCAGGAUUGAUGUACUCGAUGAGAAUUCUGGAGUUAGUUUUCAACAAUUUCUGUCAAAUGAUUUAUUAGAGACAAUUUUCAAUCUGAAUGAUGGUCUUGACAUUGAUAAGGUAGCAGAUUGUAAGGUAAUGGAGAGUAUUUGCUCUACUUUCGAACCACAGGUAAAGAAGUUAGAACUUAAACCUUUACCUUCUCACAUCAAAUAUGCAUAUCUUGAUGAUGAUGAGGAAUGCCCUAUGAUUGUGGACAGAGCAAAAAUUAAGGCGAUUGAGAAAGUUCCUCCUCCUGUGAAUGUCAAAGGAGUGAGGAGUUUUCUGGGUCAUGCGGGGUUCUAUUGCAAAUUUAUAAAAGACUUUUCAAAAAUUGUGAAACCCCUUACUCAAUUGUUGGUUAAGGAUGCCACUUUUGAUAUUACUGAUGCUUGUGUGGAAUCUUUUGAGAGGAUUAAGGAAGCAUUGAUCACUUCCCCUAUCAUACAACCUCUAGACUGGAGUCUACUCUUUUUAACACUAGUAGAAUAA